GCAGUCCACUCACUAUCUGUACUUAGUUACGAGAAGACAUCCACGCCACGCACCAAACACACAGACAGGCAGACACAGACACACACACGCCCCUCCACGUCACAUCAUUCACGAAGGUUAUCAUGGAGUCUUUGGUUGACACAUACCAUCAGUGGGGAGCGGAGUUAAUUUCUACAAUGCAGAGAACGUUUCCAGGAAGUGCAUUAUUCUUCAUGAAGGUGUCAGACGCCGGGGAUCCCAGUCUGGCCUUCACAUUCUACUUCCCUCUUGUGGUGGCUCUACACGCUGGCAUCGGUGUCAGGCUCAUGUGGUCCAUCAUUUUCUGCGAGUGGUCUAACAUGAUCCUUAAGUGGGUGAUGGCAGGUGACCGUCCGUACUGGUGGGUCCACGAAACGAAGCUCUACGCCCACCGCGUGCCUCCCUACGUACACCAGUUCCCCGGGACGUGCGAGACGGGCCCCGGUAUGCCCUCGGGUCACGCCAAGCUCAACGCUGCCAUGUUCUAUGUACUCGCGUCCGCCUUCUGCGAGCUGGUCGUCAAAAGAACUUCACUCCACAGCACAAAGCAGCAGAGAUGGGCGUGUCGUGGUAUAUGGGCGGCUUACGGGGUGUGGCUGGUGUUGGUGGUGGUUUCGAGGACCUACAUGGCUGCCCACUUCCCCCAUCAGUGUGUGGCCGGAGCUCUCAUAGGGUUGAUGAUCGCUGUGUUGGUGCCUCACUUCCCUGCGCUGCAAGUACUGUCUCGUCGCAAGUACCUCGCCUUGACUGCCACCAUCAUCGUCACUGUCCUCGGUACUUACUUCUCCUACAAAGCGAUGGGAGGGAACGUGUUGUGGUCGCUGGAGAAGGCUGUCAAAUGGUGCGUGAGGAGGGAGUACAUCCACGUCGACUCCACCCCCUUCUACUCCUUCAGUAGGUACUCAGGAGUCUCGCUUGGUCUCGGCCUCGGUCUGUCCUCGCCCAUGUACAAGAAGGCCAACCGUGCGAGGUUCAGCUACAAGAUGAUCCUCUCACUGGUAAUCGUCAGCCUGGCAGUGAGUCAGGCUGGAGUGUUCGCACAUAAGUCACUGAAACCGACCAUGACGGGGUGGUACCUGGCGGAGUUUACCCUCAACGCCGUGGUGACCUUCGUGUUGGUGGCCGGACUCCCUCACCUGGUCAGGGUAGCCUCCAAGGUCGCUCCAGGUGAAAAGUUUAAGAAGAAAUGAUUGUUGGAGUUCAUUUUGGAGAUUAAAUGAUUGUUGGAGUUCAUUUUGGAGAUUAAAUGAUUGUUGGAGUUCAUUUUGGAGAUUAAAUGAUUGUUGGAGUUCAUUUUGGAGAUUUUCUUAAUAAAACUCUCAAGCUG
Messenger RNA from Homarus americanus (American lobster), 1345 nucleotides. Its product is annotated as glucose-6-phosphatase catalytic subunit 1-like. Bases 123 to 1208 code for a protein of 361 amino acids. NCBI's taxonomy places the organism in Eukaryota, Metazoa, Arthropoda, Malacostraca, Decapoda, Nephropidae. Gene Ontology annotation, biological process: gluconeogenesis; glucose 6-phosphate metabolic process. Gene Ontology annotation, molecular function: glucose-6-phosphatase activity. The record is from RefSeq and is a predicted model, not a curated record. Gene Ontology annotation, cellular component: membrane. The transcript is spliced from 8 exons.